This is a messenger RNA of Nicotiana tabacum (common tobacco), 2418 nucleotides long. RefSeq lists its product as uncharacterized. Lineage: Eukaryota; Viridiplantae; Streptophyta; Magnoliopsida; Solanales; Solanaceae. The record is from RefSeq and is a predicted model, not a curated record. Gene Ontology annotation, biological process: positive regulation of growth.
AAAAAAAAAAAAACAAAACACUAAAGAAGAACCCCCUCGUGAUUCGUGCUUACUUUCAGUAAUCCUAUAAUUUUCUUCUCAGAUAAUCGAAUUAAAUUGCUGGGGAAUUUGAUUUUCAGAUCAUUCUUGAAGAUUCUCUUUUGAUACCAGAUAUGGUUGCUGAAUCUUGGUUUCGCAAUUUCUGGAAAAAUUGUAAAAAGUAUGAGGGUGGUGGUAAUCAAAAGGUGCUAGUCGGCGUUCUAGCAUUUGAAGUUGCAAGCUUAAUGUCUAAACUGGUUCAUGUUUGGCAAUCUCUGAGUGAUAAGCAGGUUGCUAGAUUGAGGGAUGAGAUAAUGAACUCGGUUGGUAUCAAAAAGCUAGUUUCGGACGAUGAUUCCUCUAUUGCAAGGUUGAUGUGUACAGAGUUGGUUGAAAACUUAGGACAUGUGGCAAUUGCUGUUUCUAGGCUUGCCAAAAAAUGCAACGACCCUUUCUUGAAGAGUUUUGAGCAAGCCUUUAAUGAUCUGCUAAAAGUUGGUGCUGAUCCGUACGGGUGGCAACUUUCGUGGAAGAAGAUGGAUAGGAAAGUUAAGAAGAUGGAACGAUUUAUUGUGAUUAAUGCAAAUUUAUAUCAAGAAAUGGAGAAUCUUUCUGAUCUUGAACAGACAUUGAAGAGAUUGAAGGGAAAUGAUGAUGCAGAUAGCAUUACUCUCGUUGAAUACGAGAAGAAGCUUGCGUGGAAGCAGCAGGAGGUGAAGCAUCUUAAGGAUGUUUCUAUUUGGAAUAGGACUUAUGAUUAUACAGUCCGUCUUCUGGCGAGAUCCUUGUUUACUAUAUUUAGUAGGAUCGGGCAUGUGUUUGGAGUUGAUCCUGCGGAUGAGAGGACUAAAACAUCAAGAGAACUAGAUUCUGAUCAAAUCCAUCGUAGCCACUCAGUUGCUUAUGCCCAAUCAACUGUUCACCCGUCUGAAACAGGCUUGACUAGAUUUUCCUCAGAACCAGUAGAAAGUAUCCUUUCCAAAUCUGGGCCAAUCUCGGGCACAAGAAACAUUAACAAUUCUUAUUCAGGUCCCCUGAAAAGUUCAACUUCAACGGGAAGCCCGGUCCCUGGAAGACAUUCUUCUGUUGGCUUCUAUUCGGGUCCUCUGGGAAGGUCAACAACAAAAUCUGGGCCGCUCCCUCUAUUCAAUAAAUCCGGCAUGAGGUGGUGGAAAUCUCGUGAUCGUUCAGGAAAUUUACAUGGAAAAGGUCCAAAUCAAAAGCAUUCUCGACUGACCUCUACAGGUCCGCUAAAAGGCUGCAUGAUGAUCGGGAACGGUUCUCCUGUAGGUAAUUGCUAUCUAGAUCCACAAGGAUUUCAUUCUGGUUUUCUCAGUGCAACGAAAGGAGCUAAUGUAAAUGGACAUGUUGAUGGCUAUUCAACUUGCUCUUAUCUGACAAGUUAUAAUGCGAAAAAAAGGUUGUUAAACGCUCCUCCGGAAACUCUUGGAGCUGCUGCCUUAGCACUGCAUUAUGCAAAUGUCAUUAUCGUGAUUGAGAAACUAGUGGCAUCUCCUCACUUGAUUGGACAUGAUGCAAGAGAAGACCUGUACAACAUGCUACCGGUUAGUUUAAGAGGAGCCCUCAGGGCAAAACUAAAGCCAUUCGCCAAGAGCUUGACGUCGUCCGUUUAUGACACGGUUCUUGCUGGAGAAUGGAAUGAAGCAAUGAUGGGGAUUCUAGAAUGGCUCGCUCCGCUUGCUCAUAACAUGAUAAGAUGGCAAUCCGAGCGGAGCUUUGAGCAUCAGAACUUUGUUUCAAGAACGAAUGUCCUGCUCGUACAAACCCUUUAUUAUGCAAAUCAAGAGAAGACAGAAUCAGCAAUUACAGAGCUGCUCGUCGGUCUGAACUACAUAUGGAGGUACGGAAGGGAAGUGAAUGCAAAAGCAAUAGAGGAAUGUGCUAGUGCUAGAAUGAUGUUUAAUGAUGAUUACUUGGAUGAGUGAUUUUGGCUUUGAACGGUUGGAGUUUAGAAACCGGCCAAUGGCAAAAUGCUUCUCUUCAGAAGCAAAUCACAAGACGUCUCCGCCUGGUUUUUCUCAGUUUCUGCUGAUUCGAGCUACUCUGGGGAUCAUAUUCCAUGAGAUUCUUUAUUCGUUAAAAGGGCGACGACUACUGCUGGAAUGCAACUUUAAGCUUCUAAACAUUUUUUCAGGUCAGUAAGUGAUGACCAUUUUUCUAUUUUGCCAGGAAAACUUGGAUCUCAUUCGACAUAUCAGAGUCCACGCUAUAAAUUAAAUGUCUUGUUAUUUGAUAAAUGUAUAGAAUUAGUUGAGGUUGUUUCUAGCUUUGUAAAUUUACAUGGCAAAGGCUUUCCCUUAAUAUAUAAACAAUGAAGGUUUGGGGCGUAGUUUGUUCAUGUACUUUCCAAUAUUAUGAAGCGUGAGAGUUUCAGAAUUA